CAUACAGACACAUACAUAAACACACCCGCAAUCUGAUUGAAUCAACUGAUCAGCUUUGUCGCCGCGGUAUUGUGAUCUGUCUCUUCAGUCUACAUACAUAUUAACACACCCACCGACCUACAGACACACAAACACCGAGAAAUGGUGGCAGAGAACUGAUCAUGUGACAAGUAUUGGAACUUCGACAGAUAUUCCAGAAUAAAUUAUAAAAGUUGUGUGCCUUAAAAUACUCGACAAGAUCAUCUUUCUUUUUCUCUGAGUUUUUCUGACCGUCAUGUCACAGAGAAGGAGAGAAUGGAACGGUGAGAAACGGAGAAAACUAUCAGCUUCCAGAAUAUUCAAACUCGAGGCUGCGUUGAACCCUGGUUUGGCGGAGAAAUUAAAAACUUUUUCAGCCCAGCCUAAGCCUGUAGCAGUGACCACCGGAACCACGCCCCGGAUCCACCCUGUGCCCAGACUAUCCCGGCAGCAAGCAGUUCUUAGAGCGGAAGCCUUGAACAAAUUUAAAUGGAAGCUUCCAAAAAUAGAUUCCAAACAAAACGAGGCUAAAAAACGAAUCACCGAUGUCUUUUUGUCUGUUUUGAAUUUAAACAAAGACGCACGCAGCAGUACGCUUGUGCCUACAUCAAAAUCACUCACAUUUCCGUUAAACAGUCUCGGUGAACCAUUUCUUAGACGACCAACGACGCAUGCGCCAACUCCUGUCCAGCAAAACGGAGAUUUAUUUACCCUCAUCUUAAAAGGGAAAGAACUCAAACCAUUCGCAUUCAAGGGAGAUCAACUAAAAGCCAUUCAGUUCUACGCCUCGCAUUACCCUCUACUUCUCCGCAAACUUUUUGACGGGUACGGGUCCUUACCAGGUUCUGCUAAAGCUAUUACCGGAAAUGACGUCAUUGACGCGCUGAGAAUGACAAGUGCCGAGAGGCGGUGCCAAGAAAUCAACGCUUGGAUCGUCAGGCUGGAUGAGUGUCUGCGGUGGUUUGAGAUCGAUCCUGAGGAUGCUGGUGCCAUUGAAACUGUUCUAAGAUCGGAAUCUUUCACGCCCAAUACCUGGGAGUGGAACAUCCAAAAAUAUCAUUUACCAGAACUGAACUAAGUCA
Messenger RNA from Physella acuta, 1100 nucleotides. RefSeq lists its product as uncharacterized. Lineage: Eukaryota; Metazoa; Mollusca; Gastropoda; Physidae. The record is from RefSeq and is a predicted model, not a curated record.